AAAUGGAGUUAUGGCCUAUUUUGGCCAAAGUCAAAGAAAUUCCAGGAAGUAAUGUUAUUAUCAUUGGUCUGUAUGCAGGUCCUACAAAGCCUGCUUCUGUUGAAGAAUACCUGAAGGACUUCAUCCAGGACCUGAGGCAUGUAACUCAGGUGGGUUUACAUUGCAAUGGAAUACAUUACAAGAUUGCGCUUCCUGAUGCCUUCAUCUGUGAUGCCCGAGCCCGUGCCUUCGUAAAAUGUACCAAGGGUCAUUCAGGUUACAGCUCCUGUGAACGCUGUACAGAGCAUGGAGUUCGGACAGAGAACAGGGUUGUUUUCCAGAUCUGGCUGCACCACUGAGAACAGAUGAACAGUUUGAACAUAUGGCAGAUGAUGAACAUCAUCAUGGUGUUUCACCCCUACAAGAGCUAGGCAUAGGAAUGGUGUCAUGCUUUGUUCUUGACUACAUGCAUCUAGUGUGCCUAGGAAAUGUUAGAAAACUUGUGGGUCUGUGGAUCAAAGGACCAUUACAGUGUAGGGUUUCUGCAGCAACCAUCACAGUUAUCUCCAGCCACUUAAAAACAAUCAGAGAACAUCUGCCGAGGAAUUUUGCUCGAAAACCACGGUCACUCAUGGAAUACAGUCAGUGGAAAGCCACUGAAUUCAGACAGUUUUUGUUGUACACAGGCCGUGUGAUUCUUAAAGGACAUUUACCUGCAAGACUGUACAAGAACUUUAUGUUGCUGUCUAUAGCAAUAAGAAUUCUUCUUAGCCCAGCUUUGUGUUACAAAUACUGUGAUUAUGCUGAUAAACUAUUGAAAUGUUAUGUAACCAAUUUUGCAAAGAUUUAUGGAACAGAGCACCUUGUGUACAAUACCCACUCUCUAAUUCAUCUGGCUGAUGAUGCAAGGAAGUUUGGACCCCUUGACAAUGUUUCAUGUUUCCCUUUUGAAAAUUAUCUGGGGACAUUAAAGCAGCUGGUUAGAAGACCACAAAACCCUGUCCAACAAGUUGUACGGCGCUUAGGUGAAAAACCCAGCUGUCCUCAAGGAAAGAUGAAGGAAAUGAGGAACAAGCCUCAACCACCAAGUGCAUGUGGUCCAACUCUCUCAAACUUUCCCCCUUGUGUACAGUACAAAAGGUACAUAUACAAGGGAAACAUUAUAUCUUGCUCUCAAGGCAACAACUCCUUUGAUGUUGAGGGCAAGGUUGCCAUUGUGAAGAACAUUGUGGAGUUUGCAUCUGGAGAAAUGUAUGCUGUGUGCCAGUUUUACAAGAGACAAGGAUGCUUUUACGAUUAUCCUAUUGACGUUACGUGUAUGAGGAUCAGAAAGGUUACACAGCUUGAUGAUGGGCUUCAUGGUGUGCUUCUGACUGACUGACAAAAAGACUGAUACUGCUUCCUGUUCAAGAUGAAAAUGUAGUCUUUCCCCAGUUACAUGACUGUUGAUCUACCUCAUAUGAACUUGGCAGCAUGCCCCUCUUCAGCAUUGUGGAGUUCAGGGGGGAAGUGUCAAGUGAAGGAAGGGCUCUUGUGGAUAUUAUUUCAUCAUGUUGGUUCACUGAUGAGGACAAGAUGGACUGUUUUUGGCCAGUAGGCCACAAUGUUAAUAUCACCAAGGCAGUGAAACAACGUCAACAGCCAGAUGCCUCAUGGGGGACAUACAGUGUGUGUGCACUUGGACAUGCAGACAGAUAUGAGGAUGCCCGUCGCAAGCUCACACGAGCAGAGGCUACUUCUGAUCUUCAAACAGACGACGAUAUACCAAAGAAGAGACAAAGAAG
Molecule: messenger RNA, 1763 nt
Organism: Acanthochromis polyacanthus (spiny chromis)
Lineage: Eukaryota; Metazoa; Chordata; Actinopteri; Pomacentridae
Exons: 2
Coding region: 362-1360 (332 amino acids)
Source: RefSeq, a predicted model, not a curated record